Molecule: messenger RNA, 708 nt
Organism: Tribolium madens (black flour beetle)
Lineage: Eukaryota; Metazoa; Arthropoda; Insecta; Coleoptera; Tenebrionidae
Product: CD63 antigen-like
Exons: 5
Cellular component (GO): membrane
Source: RefSeq, a predicted model, not a curated record
GUUGUGUCAAGUAAAAUGAAAGUUUUUUCUUUCAAAGUCACUAUAUUAAUCCUCAAUGGUACAAUAUUGGCUUUAGGCUUAUCAUUAUUUUCUGUUGGGUUAUCUUGGAUACAAAUCGAAUUAAAAUAUGAAAAAGCAACACAAAAACAACUCGUUUACGUUGGUGCUAUUCUACUGGCCCUUGGUCUUUUUUUAUGUGUUACGACAGUGCUUGGGUGCUACGGAACCUUUUCCAAAAACAAGUUUCUUUUAGCCAUAAACACAUUUAUGUUUCUUCUGAUUUUUUUAAUAUAUGCUGACUUUGGUAUAGUGGCUUUCCAUUUAAAGGAUGUGUCGUCGCCGUAUAUGAAAGAUAUUGACUUAGAACUCGAGAACGUUCUACGUGAAAAACAAGAAGGAUGGAAGGACUUUUUUGAUUAUAUACACAGAAAGUUUAAGUGUUGCGGAUUUGACGGAUACAAUGAUUUUCAAAGACUUUUAAAUAUAAGUCACCUUAAAAGUUGUUGCAAAGAUAAUUCCAAUUGCAGUGAACCAACGUAUAAGAAAGGUUGCAUUCAGCCAUUUCAAGAUUACAUUGGAGAUAAGUUUGUCGUAUCUGGAGCCAUUUCUUUCGCUAUUGCAUUUUUUGCAAUCAUUGCUGGAGCAUUAACUCAUAUUAUUAAAAGGAUACAUUAUUCCAAUCAAUUUUCAAUUAGUGGUGAAUUAUAA